AUGUUUCCUGUCCGAAGACGGGCCACGAUUAAAGGCUGUGGUCUCAUCAAUACGCUUAUAAAUAAACUCCCAGUUGAACUCCAUCUACCGGGUUAUUAAUUCUGCGGUCCAGGCACAAAUUUGAAAAAAACGUUUAGCUCGAGGUGAUAAAGGCAUAAACCCUCUAGACGCGGCCUCUAGUUAACACGAUAUUGCAUACGAUAAAAGUCAUUCUAUAGCAGAUCGGAACAAAACGGAUUAUAUAUUGGAAAAUCGAGCUUGGGAGCGAUUCAAAGCCAAGGACGUAGGUUAUAGGGAAAAGACGGCGGCGUGGGUUGAGACUUCAGGUAUGAGGGCGAAACGGAAAUUGGGUGCCGGAUGUGGUUUUAAAGAUGCUGUUAAAGCCGCUAAAAAAGUGUUGAAGAAAAACGUUUGCGAUAAAAAUGUCUGUACGUUAACCAGAAAAUGUAUUGCGGCAGUGAGAAAGUUAUUUAAGAAAAGCGGAAAAAAUAAAACACCCAGGGUGUUAUACCUAUACCAAAAUCUGGUGGUAUGUUGCAGCUAAUUCCGAUUUUCGCCGGACUACCGGCAUUAAGUUCUCUAGCGGGCGGUGCGGCUAGCGUAGCGAAAGCGAUCGGUGAAUUCAACAGAACUAAGCCGACACAUUUGGGCAAUGGAUUGUAUCUCACUCCGCAUAAAGGCAGCAAGUAUAAAAUUACUGGUGGAGAAGGGCUGUUCCUCGGGUCAUAUAAAAAUACUCACGGAGAGGGGCUGUUCCUCGCCCCGCAUAAAAAGAACAUUCGAGGAGAGGGUUUAUACCUUAACCCUCAUAAAGGAAGGGAAGCGAAAAAGUCGGCAAAAAAAAAAAAAAAACUAAUUACAACGUUACCUGAUAGAGCGCUUUACGAUUACGAGAUUAUAAAAUAUGCAAACGCGAUGAAAAUACCACACUUCAGAAGUGUAUUUUCUAGAGACCGGUUGCCUUUCGCUCCUAAACAAACAGAGUGUGCGGUUAUUAAUCUCGGUAGAGAAAAUAGUAAAGGCACUCAUUGGGUAGCGUAUAAAAAGUUUGGAAAAAUAGUCGAUUAA
Molecule: messenger RNA, 1068 nt
Organism: Cinara cedri
Lineage: Eukaryota; Metazoa; Arthropoda; Insecta; Hemiptera; Aphididae
Source: the annotation of a GenBank genome assembly